This is a messenger RNA of Ruditapes philippinarum (Manila clam), 2494 nucleotides long. Its product is annotated as kelch-like protein 3. Lineage: Eukaryota; Metazoa; Mollusca; Bivalvia; Venerida; Veneridae. The record is from RefSeq and is a predicted model, not a curated record. Gene Ontology annotation, molecular function: protein binding. The coding region runs from base 20 to 2161 and encodes 713 amino acids. The transcript has 4 exons.
UGGUAGCCCACAAUUAGGGAUGUCUGAGGAAAUAAAUACUCGAUGGGCAACUCAACAUAAUCGUAAGAGGCAUGCGAUGGAAAUCAAACGCAGUUCAAGAGCGCUCUGCGAUAAAGUUGAAAAUUGGGGUCUUCUUUCAGAAGAGAUUGGGUCAAAGAUGGAGGAUGAGCCAUACCCUCGACAGAUGGGUAACACAUCAACUCAUGCUGUCAAACUACAACAACAUUUGUAUGAUCAAAUGUUAGCUCAGUCAGAAUUCUGUGAUGUUACUCUAGUGUUCAGUGGAAUUGAAAUGAAGGCUCAUUGGUGUGUUUUGGUGUCGUGUCCAUAUUUCCAGUCUUUGUACAAUAGUGGAAUGUCAGAAAAGCAAGCCGGGAAAAUACAUAUAAGCAUCGGUAAGGUAUUGGCAGUGAGAUCAGCUGUUACAUUUCUGUACACUGGUACACUACAGCUCUCGUAUAGUACUGUAAAAGACAUCCUAGAGGUGGCCGACUACCUGCAAAUCGAUGACCUGAAAACAGCGUGUACAAAUUACCUAUUAGGAGUAGAUGUCAAUGUUAGCAAUUGUGUUCAUCUUUGUCUUCUAGCCAGUUUGUAUGACCUUGACAUUUACAAUAAAGUGUUUGACUAUAUUCGAGGGCAUUUACCGGAAGUUAUGGAGCUAGAAGAUACUCUGAGUUUGACAGCUGAGUCAAUAUUAGAAAUGUUAAAGGAUAAGUCCCUCAACUAUGUUCCCGUGACAGAUUUCUAUAAAUUUAUUAUCAGAUGGGUAGAGCAUGAUUUAAAGAGAAGAGAGUCACACUUCGAGAGCUUGUUCUGUGAGCUUGAUCUGAAAAAAAUGCCAAGAGAGUAUUUGGAGAAUAAUGUAGAAACCUCGCCUCUGGUUGUUAGUUCAGACAAAUGCAAAGUUCAUGUUCUGAAUGUAAAGAUGAAGCAUAUGGCUGGACUGUUGCCAGAUGAAGCCAACAGUGAGGUCAUUCUGGUUGUCGGUGGUUGUGGAAUGGGUCAGCUGUUUCACUCGUUCUUUGCUGUGCCAUUCCUUCCUAUAUCAGAUAUAAUCUCCAUAAAUCAUGUGUACGGUUACAUAAUCAAUGAAAAUAGGUGGACAGAGUUAGCUCCCCUUCCUUUCUCAAUGAGGCGCCCUUUAGUGGCUUUCUGUAACAACACAAGCUCACUAUAUGUAUAUGAUGCAAGCACUAGUGCUGUUAUUGAUGACAAUGAGGCCUUCCUGUUUAAGUAUAGUGUCACUGACAAAUCUUGGACAACCAUACAUAUGACUCUGCCUAAACCAUUCCGUGAUAUUACUAUACAGAAUAUCCUGAUGGUAAACAACAGAAUGUACAUCAUAGCGUCAGGUCGAUCUGUCGGUGCUAAAAGUGGAACCUUGCCUCAAUGGAUGGUUUAUUUGUUUCGGGUAUCAACUGAUAUGCUGAACUGUGAUGUUGUGAUUCCAUUGUGUUCUAGAAAUGUUAAAACAGAGGUAACAACAUGUAUUGUGGAGGACAGAUAUGUUGCAGUGCUGUGCUCAAAAUGUGGAGCUGGUGGUACUUCUAGGCAAAGAACAAAGAGUGUUAGAUUUUUUACAACAGACACAAAAAAUAUGAAGCAGCAGGAGCAUUCUAGAGGUGUGAAACAUGAGCAGUUUAUGUUCGCUAUAAAAAAUGAGGUGUUCCUGACGAAACAAGGUUGUUACCGGUACCAAAAGUUUGACAUCAACACGCGUCGAUGGUCCUCCGGCAAGGAUAUUCUCGUUCCACAUCCUCUGGACGAGCCAUCAAGAUCUGACUUCAUAUACUCAACCCAUCAGAGUGAACUUUAUGUGAUUGGGGGGAAAAGUGGAAAGAAUUUGCUAACUAGUGCAUGUAAAUAUGAUCUCGAGAAUAGAAAAUGGGAAACACUUCAAGAAGCGCCAAAGGCAAUUACAAACAGUGGAGUAGUGGUUGCCAAGAUUCCAUCUAAUCUUGUGAGAUGUCACAUUGACUGCCCGCACUGCAAGUACUUCGGUGUUCGGAGUCAAGCAACAUACCAGAUUGACUAUCCUGAUGAUGACCCUGAAGAGGACGAAGACCUGUCCUAUGAUGAUGAGGAUGUGUACUCGGAUUACUGGGAAAAUGACAUCUAUGAUGAGUAUGGCAACAUUCCCGAUUACGACUGGUUCUGAUUAUUGAUAUUGAUUAAUUCCUUACAGAAAAUGUGUUCAUUACAACAUUUGAAGCCAUUGUAAGAUACUUUGUUGAAUUGUUUUCGGAAAAGUGUCUCAGCAAAUGGGCAUUGCAAACUUGGAUAAGUGACUUUAAACAGCUUUUAUAGCUUUAUCACAUUCUUCUUUUGUUUUGUAAUCACAACAAACUUAACCCUGUUUAAAUCUGAUUAUCAGAAUGGGUUAUAUAACAUGUCAAGACAUUAAGCAUUGUUUUAUUGUAUUUUUUUAUCAUGUUCUUUAUUUAUGAAGAUGUAAAGUAUGUUGUUUGUGUAACCCUUAACCUGUUAGAAC